AUGGCAGUUCAUAUUUGUAGAAAAUUGUCAAGCAUGGAUUUGGAAGGCACACUGUUUGGAGAAAUUCAAAAGCUAUCUGAAUUACAAAUGUUGAUCUUGGCUGGUUGCAAUUUUACUGGUACAAUUCCUGACACGAUAGGAUCUUUAGAGCAGCUAGUCUUUUUAUCUCUAAAUUCUAAUAAAUUUAGUGGGGGGAUUUCAGCUUCAAUUGGAAAUCUGCCUAAACUUUAUUGGCUAGAUAUGGCUCACAAUAACCUUCGAGGACCAAUCCCUGUCUCCAAUGGGAGCACAUCUGAUCUUGAUAUGAUGCUUCAUACUAAGCCCUUGUAUCUGUCCAACAAUAACUUGAGCAGCCCAGUGCUUAACAUUACUGGCAUGAACAACCUAGCCUACCUCUUUGAGCUUGCUGUUGAUGUUGCUGGUGCUGCCAUUAGUGCUGGUGUGUUGUUGCUGGUGCUCUACUGCUACAUUGAGCUUGCUGUUUAUGCUAUUGGUGCGGCCAAGCUUGCUGUUGCUGCUGCCAAGCUUGUUGUGUUGUUGCCAAGCUGCUGUUGCUGA
This is a messenger RNA of Ziziphus jujuba (common jujube), 558 nucleotides long. RefSeq names its product leucine-rich repeat receptor protein kinase HPCA1-like. The coding region runs from base 1 to 558 and encodes 185 amino acids. The transcript has 5 exons. The record is from RefSeq and is a predicted model, not a curated record. Gene Ontology annotation, molecular function: protein binding. Lineage: Eukaryota; Viridiplantae; Streptophyta; Magnoliopsida; Rosales; Rhamnaceae.